Molecule: messenger RNA, 739 nt
Organism: Sinocyclocheilus grahami
Lineage: Eukaryota; Metazoa; Chordata; Actinopteri; Cypriniformes; Cyprinidae
Product: gastrula zinc finger protein XlCGF8.2DB-like
Exons: 1
Biological process (GO): embryo development; regulation of transcription by RNA polymerase II
Cellular component (GO): nucleus
Molecular function (GO): RNA polymerase II transcription regulatory region sequence-specific DNA binding; DNA-binding transcription factor activity, RNA polymerase II-specific
Source: RefSeq, a predicted model, not a curated record
AUGGUGCUGAAAGAGGAGAGUCAAGAACAGAAUGAAAUUGAAGAGAAAGAACAGUAUGAGAAACAUCAUGAUUUCAUGACUGGAGAAAAAUCCACAAAGACUGAAAAUACUUCCUCACAAAAAAGAGGGCAUAAGACCAAAUCCAAGAGUUAUUUCACCUGCAGUCAGUGUGGAAAGAGUUUCAAUCAGAAACAAAACCUUGAUGUCCACAUGAGAGUUCACACUGGAGAGAAGGCGUUCACCUGCCAAGAAUGUGGAAAGAGUUUUACACAGAAAAGCACCCUUAAUUACCACACAAAUAUUCACAUUGGAGAGAGAUAUUUUACCUGCCAACAGUGUGGAAAAAGGUUCAUACAUAAACAUAGCCUUGAAGUCCACAAGAGAAUUCACACUGGAGAGAAACCUUACACUUGCACUCAGUGCAGAAAGAGUUUCACACAUAGAAACACCUUUAAUUACCACAUGCGCAGUCACACUGGAGAGAAGCUGUUCUCAUGUGAUCAGUGUGGAAAGAGCUUCACACGUAAAAUAAGCCUUAAUAACCACAUGAGGAAUCACUCAGGAGAGAAAUGCUUUAUAUGUCAUCAGUGUGGAAAGCGUUUCAGUCAUAAAAGUAGCUUCGACACUCACAUGAGACUUCACACUGGAGAGAAACCGUACACCUGCAAACUGUGUGGGAAGAGCUUCUCACAAAUAGAAAAUCUUAAGAUUCACAUGAGAAUUUGCACAGAAACGGACU